GAAAGACUCCUCUCCACACAGUCUUCCUCUCUAGUCUCUUACAUUUCCAGAUAGUUGCGCACAGGGAGCAGUCCCCAAAACAUCACCCCGGGUUGUUUCCUCUCAGUCACCGUCAUGAGUUCAACCCUGUCCAUGUCUUCCGUCGUGAAGUCACUCCCAGCAUGCGAAUCCAUGGGAAAAUAGUGGUGACCGCCGCGUGUUUUGGAGUUUUCCUCCUUUUUUACUUUUUGAGGGGUAGUUACACUGCGGAGGACCCGCUGUCGAAAGUAGCUGUGGAGGAGGGGGUGGAGGAGGACAACAAGUCUUUCCCAUCGCCAUCCGAGCUUACACGCAAUGUUGCAGCAAAGUUUGCAAAGAAGGGGUCCGCUGGAGUCGAUGGUGGUUUGGAAAAGCCUCCCCGGGUCCGAGCAAAGUCGAAAUCUAUCGCUAAAGGAGGCAGAAAUGAGAGGUGAGUCAGUGGUGAUCCAUGGUUCGGAGUUCCCGUCUCGUCCACGCCUGUUUUCAUUUAUGCACACACUGAUAGUCGACUCAGUUCGCUUCUUGGUCCUGCUGACAUGCAAGCUCUUUCGUCCUCAGAGAGCUUCAGGUUUAUUGUGUUUGUGUUUAACUGUGAUUUUAAAGUAAACUCGCUUUCUUCAUUCUGUAUGGGUACAAAAGCCUAUUCUGUUAAGAACUGCGCUAAACUCACAUCUGUUUCACUUCCACGAUUGUCUCUUCUUUCUGGACUCUCAAUCUCGCUGUGUUAAUUCCUUCCAACACCCCUCAUCUAAAGGUGUGAAGUUCCCUUUGACAUAAACAAAUAACACUAGAUAGCUACACUGUAAAAACUGUGGGGUUAAAACGACCCAGUUAGGGUUAUUAUGGUAACCCACUGCCGGGACCCAGUAGGGUUGGACUGUAGGUCUGACUCAGCAAGUUAGGUUAUGUUUAUGGCCCAAGAGGGGGGUAAAAAUGACCACGUUGCAGGGUUAAAACUACCAGACACUGGGUUGAAAAAAUACGACGCAAAUUCUGUCUUAUCAGUGUCAGUACCACUUAAAUUCAUUAAAUAAUUCAAACCAUGCAUAGCAAAAAGUACAUUGUGAAAUAAAUAAGUUAAUAAUGGCCUAAUCCAACAUGAAAUGCAAAUAAGAAGUAUGUGGAAAUACAAUUACAAAAUGUAAUUAGCGCUUUACACCUUCAGAUGUAAACCAUCAAAAUAGUAAACCCUCUUUAAUUACCUUAGCCAACAUCAUGAUGACCAUAGACUGUAUACGGGCUGCAGUAGAGGUCAUAAAUCCAGCCUCCUUCAGCAAAGCUUAUAGAGCUGUGGACAAACUUUAGAAAUUAAUUACACAGAAUAUAAUUUUUUUCCCCCCUGCUUGCGAUGUUGACAUGUAGUUACUGUAGGACUGGUUUUUGCUCAAGUCUUCUUUUUUCUGUACAGCUCCAUUUUUAAAAGUUAUUAGAGGGUUCAUGUUUUCUAUGAUUGACAUUUGAUACAGCCCAUGGGUGUAUGAAGAUUGCAUAGCUCACCCAGGGGAUACGCUGUUUGAGCCGAGCGUAAUCACAGCGACUCUCGGCGACUCUCCCACCGAAGGCGCACAAUGCUACUGCACAAUGUUGGCUUCAGGAAAUGGAGAGAAAAUGCAGAAUUACUGAGAGCUUUUCGGCUUCAAAUCCAUAUACAGGUGGAAGGUGGAACCAAGUUGUCCAUACAGUCUAUGAUGAUGACUUGAACCAUUUAUUUGGCGGAUAACCCACCUCAAAAUCCUGCCUACAUAGGUCUUACCGUGGGCCUUUGCCAUAUUUACUCUCCUCAUUAUAGUUUGCUGAGCUCUCAUUAACUUUAUGACAUUAGAUUGAUUUCCAAGGAUGUCAGAGAUAAUAGUCCAAAAUUCCAAAUGACCUCCCACACCUAGACACAGAGUUUUGGGUAAAUGGAAGCAAACAAAAAUACCUCGAAACACACGUCAACUUCACUCAAAAAGAAGAAGGGGAAUGGUGCUUUAUGACAGUCCCAUUUAUGAUUAUGAAUGCUCAGAAACACUGUUCCAACCAUAGACUGUAUAUAAGAUGGACAACCUGGUUCCGCCUUACACCUGUAUACAGAUUUGAAGCCAAAAAGCUCUCGGUGAUUUUGGGUUUUUCUCCACUUCCUCGAAACCAGAGCUGCGCAGUAGCGAUGCACGCAUUCGGCCGCGCAGUCGCCGAUAGUCCCUGUGAUGACGCUCGGCUCAAACAGCGUAUCCCCCCGGGAGAGCUACACAAUCCCUGAACGCCCAUAGGCUGUACCAGGUGUCAAUCAUAGAAAACAUGAACCCCCUAUUAACUUUUAAAAACUGAGCUGUACAGAAAAAAGAGGACUUGGGCACAAACCAGUCUUACUGUAACUACAUGUCAACAUCACAAGCAGGGGGAAGAAAAAUUUCUGUUCUGUGUAAUAAAUUUCUAAAGUUUGUCCACAGUCCCAUAAGCUUUGCUGGCGGAGGAGGGAUUUAUGACCUGUACUGCAGCCCACCAUCAGAGGGUGCUGUUCUCGGAGUGGCUUCACCCAGUGAGGAGGCAGACUCUGUCCAUCUUAUAUACAGUCUAUGGUUCCAACUCUUCAAACAUCUGAAUGAAGGAGGACUCUAUGCGCCUUGGUCCAUUGUAAACCAUGUUCACUUCAAACUGAAAAAAAUCAAAAAGAUAUCACAGAAUACCUUCAAGUUGCCACAACAGUCAAGAUUAAACUCCAGUGAGCAACAACAUUGUGAGCAGGGAAUCAGAAGUUUUUGUGAAUUCAGAUACUGACCCAGAAAGAAAAUAACUGACUGUGACAGUAUGUCUAAAACCCUGGGACGACAUAAAGCAUCUACUUUCUUUAAACUCCUUUAGCUAAUUGUCAACAGUUGGAUGCAGUUAUGUAGAAAGUGUUCACACGCCUGUUAAAAUGCCAGGUUUCUGUGACGUAAAAAAAUGUCAGAACCUUUUCCACCUAAGUGUACUCUCCCUCUUAUAACUUGGGAUGUGGCUGUGUUCAGAUUUAACAAAUCACACUCAAACUCACGUUAAAUAGGAGGUGGUAUACAAACGCCAUUACUUAGAGUGCUUCUGAUUAACCCGAAAUGAAGUUCAGCUGUUCUAGUGGGCUUUACCUUACAUUUUCUUAGUCCCAUUUUACAGCAAAAGCCAUGAGGAGAGCUUCCAAAGCAUCAGAGGGAUCUCAGUGUUCGAAGGUAUCAAUCAGGAAAAGGGUAUGAAAGAAUUUCCAAGGCAAGAUCAACCGUGGAGCGCAUUGAAGGCAGUUGUCAAGUGGAUAAAAAUAUGGUGCAAUAGUGACAUUACCAAGAACUGGACGUUCCUCCAAAACUGAUGAAAAGACAAGAAGAAAAACUAGUCAGAGAGGCAGCCAAGAGGCUGACAGCAACAUUAACGGAGCUGCAGGAAUUUCUGGCAAGGGGUGGCUGUGUAGUACAUGUGAAGACAAUUUUCCAUAUUCUUCAUUCUGUACAUCCAGAUCAGCAAAAGAAUGGCUUCAUUAGAAGGAGGUAAGAGUUUUAAAAUGGCCCAGCCAGAGCCCAGACCUGAAUCUGAUUGAAGAUCUGUGGGGUGAUCUGAAAAGGUCUGUGCUCAAUCUGACAGAUUUGUCACAUUUUUGUAGAGAAGAGUUGGAAAAUAUUGCCAAGUUAAGAUGUACCAUGUGGUUAUUUUAAGGGUGUGCAAUUUUUUUUAGCCUCAUACAUUUAAAAAAAAAUAUUUACAAUGUGAUGAUGGAUCAAAACGUUAUUUAAAUUCAAACUGUAAUGUGAAAUUAACUUUUAAAUCCAGUCGAUUAAUCAAACAAUGCAUUAAGCAGUGUGGAUGUUUUCUCUCGACAAUACUGUGAACAUUUUACUGUAGCUUGAUUAAUUUAUGUUAUAUUAUCAGAACUUACUUUACACUCACACUCUUAAAAGAGGCUCCAGAAGCUCUUGGGGACAGCAGUUUCACGGGAUAGACCUCUCCAUGCUAUUUCCUCUGUAUGUCUACUUCCUUUUAUCUUUCUUGUGAUUCCCUCUGAUGCUAACAUGGGAAGAGGUUGUGGGAGUCAUUCGAUAUCUAAUCGAUCGAUAUCUCUGCCAGACAGCGAAAAAACUGACCUGCAUGUAUUUGUCUAAGUCUGCGGGGUAAGGUCAGCCGGCAAGUCCACCAGCUAUGCUUGGCGAUAUUAUAGUCUUUUUUGAAUACUUUGGAGUGUUCUUGAAAUCUGAUACAUUCAUGGCCUGUACUUGCCACUUCAGAGUUUCAUGAAAAGCACAUUUCAGUAUAUCUGUGGCUUUUUUUGUAAGAAAGUCAUUUUUUAUAUUUAAGGAUCUUUUCCCUGAGGAAAUAGUCGACUUGCUUCCUCGACCAGCAGUCAGACGCACAGUGCCUGCGGCGCAAGAUAUUCUUGGUGUCCUGGCUAGCACGAAUGUCCUCCAAGUCAUCUACUCCACAGUUAGAUCCUGCAACAAUAACAGUGGAAGAAAACUGUAAGGGUAUCCUUGGGUGGUUCCUCUGUUCUUUUUCAUUUUGGUAAUUUUUGAUCAAUCCAGUUAAUCAAUGACAUAAUGUUGGGUUCUCUGAGACUGAAAGGCCGUCAUUGGAGAAUGCUUUUGUGCAGGAUUAAUCUGCACCUACCUUGACUCUUGUUGGCUAGUUAAACCCCUGAUAAUCCAAUGGCACCAAUUUGACCUGUCACAUAAAUGCUGCUCAGUGGAACCCACCCACGCUGGGCUCCAGUGACCUACCGGUACUCGAUAAGAUGUUAAGGUUGACAGGCUGACCUAACAGGUUGACAAAAAUAUCCAGAAAUACCCAGUUCUGGUGAGUUCCAGCCCAUUUCUAGCACAGGUUUGACCCACUUGAUUUUUUAAAAACUUUGCAGCUAUAAGAAACCUGCACGAUUCAAUUUCUUUGACCCCCCCCAAAGGAUGUGGUGGUGUGCCCUUAAAGUUCCCUGUUAGGCCAUUAGAUAGGAAGUGUUUCCUUCUUAGCCAUUCAUGCUUUAAUCCGUCUCUAAUUCACCAGGAAUACUCACUGCGUAUCGUAAGGGUCAAGACCUACUGUAAUUAGGUUCAUGUGGUAAUAUGUAACCUGAGUUGUAGCGCCUCCAGGUGGCACAACACAAUUCUAUGCUGUCACUUCAUGAGCUGAAUCUUGUAAACUGUCGAUUACAUCUGCAUUACUUUUUUUUCCUCCAGGUGUUUUCAAAAUGUUGAUCUAAGAACUAUCAGCAAAACUGAGUUUUAGUCAGAAGGUGUGAUCUGCAAGGCCGUUAUAAAAGAAAGUAUCUAUAGCUUGUGCGCAAAACUCACUACGAAUACUUGUAGGGGUAUCACUGUCUGAAAACAUCCUUUUAUUAUUAACUCAAAUUAAGUUUCUGUUAGGUUUGAAUCACUGCAGCAUCUAAUCAGUGGAUGAUAUCCAGUAUGGGGGUGAGGUCUUGAGUUACAAUCUCCAAGAAGGCUGAUGUCAUGUGUCCUCACAUGUUGCUUCAUGUGUUUUCCUUCUCUAUUUUGAAUCUUCACCUUCUAGGCAGUAUUAGGUCCUUGGGGUGUUUAUUUCACCUUACUGUAGUAACCUAUUGGAAAGCCAAAUGCCAUAGUUCUUGAACUUUCAUCCUCAGUCUUAUGAAGUAAUAAUAAUAACUUUGAUGGACUUCAUCUGACAUACUCAGGGGACAGAUAAUCUGAUGAUGCAGGUUUUUUUAUUAUAUUACAUGUUUGUUGUACUGAGGGAAUGAUCAGAAAUGCAUGUCUGUAUAUCCUUAUUGUUCUGCAAAAAUCACAGAAUUGUUUAAGAUGAGAAAUUGUAAAUCAUAAUUUCUUUGUAAUACAUUUUCUUCUAUUUCCAUCCUGUUUUUUUGUCCUUUCAGUAAAUUAAGAAGUAAUGUAGCUCGAACUGCUGCGAAGCAUGGAGAGGCAGGUGAGAUCAUGCACCUGGCUGUGGUGGCUUGUGGGAACCGAUUGGAUGAGACCCUCGCCAUGGUGAAAUCAGCCCUUCUGUUUAGCUUUAAGAAGAUCAGGGUCCACAUUUUUGCUGAAGACCUUUUGGCUCCACAGUUCAAACAGCAGGUAAGAGUCGUUUACUAAUCUGGUUCCUUACUGUAAACUGUUUUUUGAACUCUACAAAGUUAAAAAUUUAUUCAUUCAGUCAUCAGAUUAAAGUGCUCAGAAUCAAAGUGAAUCAGAUCAAUUUAUUCCACUUUUGGAUGACAUGUCCCAGACUCUGAUUGUGACUGUUCAAAAUGUAACUGGAUCAGAUCUUCUUGUAAAAGAAAGGGCAAACCCAAAAUAACUGUAUUAUUUAGACAAAAUCUUUUGGUCUAAGGACAGCUGUUUACUUCUCAUGCAAAAUCACAAAGAGCCGUCUUACAGGAUUUAUUGUUCUGAAUAGCUGUCUUUACUGGCCCAUCUACAAUGAUAAGCCCACAGUGGAAUAAUAUUGAGAUGUUUUCAGAAUAACGUUACUUGAUUAUUUCUCACACCUCCCUGUUCCUGUUUAUGUGAUGUGCUUUCUUCCAGCUGAAUCAGUGGCCGCGCUCUGCCACAGCCAGGUUCCAGUACACUUUAUACCCCAUAACCUUCUCUGUAGGGAAUGCUGAUGAGUGGAAAAAGCUCUUCAAGCCCUGUGCUGCCCAGAGACUCUUCCUCCCUGUAAGGCUGCUCCUCUCAUAUUCUUGUAAUGCACAAUGAUUAACUAAUUUCAUAAAUCAGGGUUUGCAAAGCAUAGUUAAUCAAUUCAGUUUCUGCUUCAAGCAUAUUCCGAGCUCCUUCUCUUCUCAUCUUAAAAGUAUAUACAGUCAAGUGCUUUGCUGACCAACUGCUUUGUACAAACUACUUCAAAUACUUGUUGUCUCAUUUGCUCUGCUUAAUCUACAUUUUUGCAGCUCUCAGAUCUCAAUUAACAUGCUGAAUGUCUUAGCAGCCAAAACACUUUAAAACACAUCCUCAUCUGUAAAAAUCUGCUAUGUGUGGAUUAUUCAGAUGCCACUUUGACUCUUUAUUUUAUAGCUAUACAUAAAAGGUAGAUACUUUAAAUCCAUACUUAAAAUGCAAGUCCAUCCAAGCUAAAAAAAAUAAAUAAAUAAAAAAAACAUGAUAGUUAAAUUCCUAACUUAUAGCAAGCUGGUAUCGACCAGUAAACAGAACCUCUCCAUCACCGGCAUGAUAGAACUCUAUGGCUUUUAGGUAAGUUAGGGGUAGCAAAUAGUAUUUAAUAGAUAAAAUUAUUAUUAUUAUCAUAUUAUAACAUAUACUGAAGAUGAAAGCGUUGAAUAGGCCACACAACACAGUGUUACAGUUGACACACUAGCAAAUUUCCUGCAAAUUGGACAAUGCAAAGGGGUGAGGUGAGACUGCCUGUGGUCACUAGGUGGCAGAAGUAGACCCACUACUUAUGCAUUGUGGUGGGGCACACGGAGUUCAGGCCACACUGUGACUAUUUUAUGUAGUUUGAAUGAUACCUGUUUGUAUGGCUACUGUCUUUUAUCACCAGAUAGCGCUAUGACUAUGACAAUUAAUAUGGAGACUUGUACAGGGCAGCACUUACAUUGCAUCUUUGAUUAGACUAACCCUAACCCAGCAGAGUAUGUACAGGGUGUGGAUUGCUCAAGACUAUCUCCUCCUGCGAAUGUUCCUUGUGUCUUUGGCUGUUAGCACUGCAGGCAAAAGUGACUCAAAUCCGAUUUUUCCAUGUUUUAUUCUGUCUGUUUGUCAUUCUGUGGGGUUAUAUUAAAAACAAAUUGACCAGAAAUUGUAACAGAUCAAACUGAGCACAAAAAGGAUACAGCAGUAGUUGGUAGGAGAACCUAAAACUCUGUCUGCUGAACUCUGAAAGGCUUAAAAAUGGAAGAAAUGGAAAAACAAUUCCUAAAAAUAGUCACUCCACCACUACAUGUCUCUGUGGAAAAGAAGGGAGAAGUUUGAAGAGGUUCAUAUCUUGGUUUUUCAUUUUGGGGGUUCACAGGGGUUCCCUAGAGCUAACUGCAGGUCUUCACUUGCUUUCACAACUUGUGAACUACAACUGGGCAUGCUGGGAUACUGAGGCUUUGCUGUUGCUUUGUUUAAAUUUAAACAUUGGGUUGGAAAUAGAGGCUAAUGCAGGUUGAAAGUCUUGGCUCAUUUAAUGUCCACUGCAUAUGAGCUGAUCACAACACCUGUUCUACCCUGUUUGUUGGUCUUCCUCUGGAGUCUUAUCAGAAACAAACUAACCAUUGUCUUUAGUGAUUUGAUGAGUUUUACUUUAUCUAUAUGCAAGUUACUGUCUGAUAGAGUCAGAUGGUUGUGAAAGAUCUGAAAGGCACUAAAAAUAUGAAUGUAACUUAACAUAUCACACCCAACAGUAAAAUAAUGUGAGAAAAUCUUUUUUUAAAUAGUUUUAAAGGUCAUGAACUACAUCAGCAAAAUAAACACUGUUCAAGGACUAAAUGUUCAGUUUUCUUGAAAAUUACACUGUGAUAUUAUUUACUUUAUGUACAAAUAUUCUGAUUGUGAUCUUACCAGGUCAUCCUGAAAGACGUGGACUCUUUGCUCUACGUUGACACUGACGUGCUGUUCCUGCGGCCGAUGGAUGAUAUCUGGAGUCUCUUUAAAUCCUUCAAUAGCACCCAGCUGGCAGCGAUGGCUCCAGAGCAUGAGGUUCCAAAGAUUGGUUGGUACAGCCGCUUCGCACGACACCCUUUUUAUGGAGUUACUGGGGUCAACUCUGGGGUUAUGCUGAUGAAUCUCACCCGGAUCCGCAGCACAGUAUUCAAAGUAAGCUCAUGACACAAUCAUUUUUGUACGUUCAUGAUCAAAGAAUAUGUUGAUUUGUUGAUUGAUAUCAAUACUGUAUUUCAGAACAGUAUGAUCUCCACUGGCCUGUCCUGGGAGGAUCUUCUCCAUCCACUCUACCAGAAAUACAAAAACCACAUUACAUGGGGAGACCAGGACCUCCUGAACAUUAUCUUCCACGACAAUCCAGGUAUAUUCCUCUUAAUGGUGAUAUAUGGGAAAGGAUGACAACACAUAUUAUGAUGUAUUAUGUAGUCUUAGUCGGCUCACUUGACGGUCCAUUAAAGAUGUAAAUGUUUUCACCAACCAUCAAGUAGUUUGCACACUUUCAUUAAAGCACCCUGUAGGUUUUUUUAUGAAUUAUUGUGCUAAUGAAUAAUAGUUUAGUUCUGGCUCCAGAAACCGGACAAAAGGCAAGGAACUAUUGAGUGGAGCUCACUGAGUAAAAUUUAAAGCUUUUUAGAGGAGCUUUUGUUUUGCCUUUUCGUUUUAGUGACUCCCUGCAUCUUUUAUCUGCUGAUCUUGUCCUGCAUAAUCAUGUUUUCUGGCAAAAACAAGCAAAAAAAAAGUUUGCUGUCCUUUCACAUUUGAAGUGUGAAUCUUCUCCCUGCAGCGGUGGUUUAAAGCAGUGAAAAGAAUGUCAUGGAUGUUAUCAGCCCUGUUUGUGAAGUUUAUCUUUGAUUUUUAAUGUCACACCAAAUAUGAGGCAGGCUAAUGGCCACUGCUGAUGACGAAACAGUUUUUUUACAUUUUAAUUGUAAAUUUUAUUUGAAUAAAAUCAAAUAUUCAUCAUAUAUAGCAAUUAAGCAGACUUCACAGUCCCCUCAGAGGAAAGUGGAAAUGCUGUGUGACAACUUUAAUAGCUUAACAACAGGUGGUGUCGAUGAGGAGUGCUCUGAAAGUGAGGCAGUCUCUUUCUCACACAUAGCAGUUCUGUUCAAGACAGGACUGUUGAACCCAGGUGUCAGGAUGUACAGGAUGGCAAAUCUAAUCCUUAAAACCCAAAUUGCUGGUUGUGGUGAAAAAGCUGAUGGUUCCUGGACCUAGAGUCCUCCCCACAGAGGGUUAGAAGCUGAUCCUGGACUUUUAGACACAGUUAAACACCAGUCAGCCUCAACAGUGAAACCAUCUGCUCAAUAUGGAGUAGUUGCGAUCUUUCCAGGUCAGGGAGCAACCAGACCUGUGACGAGGUGGCCGAGUGGUUAAGGCGAUGGACUGCUAAUCCAUUGUGCUCUGCACGCGUGGGUUCGAAUCCCAUCCUCGUCGAAGACAAUUGUUCUUGGAAUUUCCCCUUUGUGGAACUAUUUAAGGAAUGUUGUAUCUUGACCUGGUGAGAUAUGGACUCCACUCGAUCUCUGAAGGUGUGCUGUGGUAUCCGGCACCAAGAUAUUAGCUGCAGAUCCUCAAAACCCUGUAAGAUGAGAGGUGGCGCCUCCAUGUAUUAAAUGUGGUUGUCCAGCAUAUCCUUCAAACGUUCAAUUAAUUUCAGAUCUUGGGGCUUGGCAGACCAAGUCAACAUCGUCGUGUUCCACUGGACCACUUUUCCAUUGCCCCAUAAUCCAGUUCUCAUGCUCACUUGUCCAUUUUAGGUUUGUGCUAACUUCCCUGCUUACAGUCUUCUGUUCCUCAGACACAUGCUAUGGUAGAAGGAGAUGAGAAAUGUCACAGGGUUCAUAUCUUAGUGGAAAAAAAAAACACAACUUAGUCUCUUCUGUUCAAAAAUAGUGGUGAGGGCAAGAACCAGCUGUAAACUCUCAAACAUGUUGAUGAGGGUGAAUGUAGGUGUUAAUUUUCAGUCACUUUAGUGGUGUUAUGUGCUUUUAUGCAAAUCAUACAGCCACUGAUAGCAGCUGACAGAGAGAGAGAAAGAGAGACCUGGACCUGAACAAAGUAGUUAUAAUACUACUGAUAUAAUAACAAUAUAAACAGGAUUGAAGACUGCUAUAAUAGUUUUAAGUCAUUAGUGUCAACCACACUGCUUUUCCAGGUAAGUAUAAGCUUUGGAGUUUUCAGUUUGCUUCUCCCCUUCCUCUUAUUUAACCAGUUACAGAUUUCUUACCGAUAAACACUGCGCAAUGUGCAGUUCUAGCUCUUGCUAAAAUGGAAAUGCGUCAUUCAGUCAGUUUAAAACAAUCUUUGUAGUGGAUUUCAGCAACAGAAGCUGAUUUUUUUUAGAGUAGACAGUGGAGACUGUGGUCAAAUGCUGAUAAUUUGUUGUUGGUCGACCAUCUCUGUGGUAAGGCUGAUGUGAUGUACCGUUUAUCUCAAUACAUUGUUAAUGAUCCAGAACAUGGAAGAUACACAUGCAGCUACUACCAGGCGAUAUGAAAUGGCUCACACCCUAGUUAAGAUGCCUUUUCUUUUAACACAAUCAGACUCAGUGCAAAACAAUGUGAUUCGACAAUUAAUGUUGUUCACUUGGUUUUAUUUCCUAAUCAACCAAUGACUUGAAUUUCAUUGAACUCUUCUUUAAGUUACAAAAACCUUGUUAAUUAAUUAAGCAUUAAUAAAACACUCAAGUCUAAAUAAAAAGGUCUCGAUAAUGAAAUGUAACCCUGCAGCUAGCUUUUGUGGAAUCCUCUUUAUGUUGUUGUUCACCAUUUUAAUGUUCACUGUUUAUAUUGUCAUAUAGCUUAACAUGCCCAAAGGCAUGUGAAACCAUACUUCAGCUCAUAAGAAGUCCACUAACCACUGCCAUCUCCAUCCACUUGGUCAUCUGGCAUUUCACCCACACGGGAUGGCUGCUCUGGAAGUUGAACAACACAUCUCUGUGCUGUAUUGUGCACCAUACAGCAGGGCAUUGAAAUUAACAUGCUUUUACAGUAAGGUUGCAUUUACCAAUCAGCCACCCAGGUGCACCAGCUCCUUAUGCAAAACACAUCCCCAGUGAGCUGUUCUGCAGUACAGAGGCGAGACCCAGAGGUGCCCGACAGACAUGAGACCACAUAUGACGCAGCUAACAGUAGUCUUUGAUUAAUCCUCUCAAACCAUAAAGAAAUCUAGAUUUCAUUACAUCUUCUUAUCUUUGUAAGACUGCUCUCUGGCACUGAAACUUCUCUUUCUCCUACCAAAAAGGAAAAAUAAAAUGACUCCAGUGACUCCUUGAAACCAUGGCGUACCAACAAAGUAACAUGAAUAUGUUUCUAUCAGGCAAGUGCCUGGUGAAACAAUAAGCAGCACUAUGUUCUUGUGUGUUUGUUUUUCCAGAGUGCCUCUUCAUCUUUUCCUGCCAGUGGAACUACAGGCCAGAUCACUGUAUGUAUGGGAGUAACUGUAAGGAUGCUGAAAAAGAGGGCGUGUCUAUCCUUCAUGGUAACCGUGGAGUGUAUCAUGAUGACAAGCAGCCUGCAUUCAAAGUGGUCUACGACGCAAUACGUGAGGUAAUUACCCCGGGCAUUUCUUCAUUUUGCUUCAGUAUAGCACCAGAAUGCAGAUUUUGAACCUGCAUCAUGAAUCACACCCAAACAAGUUAUUACAAUCCCAGUCUUUAACAUUUCAGGGGCUUUUUGUCCUCAUUUUAUUAGCUCCUCUGUUGUCUUAUUCAAUAUAUGUUUUUCAAUUGAUUGAUUACUUUGUUAUUAAUAUUGUUGUAAUUUUGCCCACAAACCUGAGUCACCCAUGUGUAUUUAAACAUAAAUACAUAUAAAUACAGUAAAAAUGCAUAUAGAAAUACAGACAUUCAGACAUCUAGUUCCACAUUUAGUUGAGCCUCUUCUUCUUUUUGAUUUUUCAUUUCGAUAAACAAAAUAUAUAUAUAAAAACGUCUUUGCCUUUCGACAAUGUUGCUCAGUUUUUAAAAUUCUGAAUUUGUUUGUACAAUGUAGGAUUGAUGUGACUGAUGCAAGGACAAAUUGUCUUUGUUCUUACAGUUUCCCUUUGAAGACAACUUGUUCCAGUCCCUUUUCUACCCCAUCCAGACAAAGUUCCUGGACACAGUCAACACCCUUUGUGGGCGCAUUCCUCAAGUCUUCCUCAAGCAGAUAGAAAAGACCAUGAGAAGAGCUUUUGAGGACAAAGUGGUCCAUCAUGUGAGAUCGCACAAAUAAGAGAAAAGUGGAUUCAGUUUUUUCAAGAACCAGCUUGUUGUGGAUCAGGUCUCCAACCAGCACUUGACGAGCCUUGAACUGUCGGUGCCAUGUUUGCACUAUAUUCAACUCGUACUGGAAUAACAUUACAAAAACCACUAACCGCUCAUGACCAGACUGCUCUUUGUAACUGUAGCUUUGUAACUGAUGCAUAUUGAGUCAAAAACCUUGAUGGUCAGGUACCAAAAUACUCAAAGAACAAUCUUCCCUUAUCAUCAUGACCCACUUGUGCAGUCCCUGUCCUUUGCUUGUAUAUUUGAACAUUUUUUGUCAUACUGUGUUCAGGACACCUCUGGGUGUCAUUUUUUGGCCAGUGGUCUGCAGCCCAUGACACUUAAGGGUACCUUGAUCUUACUAUGAUGCCAAAGGGGCAUUAAAAGAUGGUUGCAAAUGACAACUGUGUAGUGUCAGGGAUAUGGAUAAUUAAGGGCAAAGUAGGGGGCUUACAAAGCAGGCAGUUUUCAGAUGAAAUGCCCCACCUUGACUCAGAGUUGUGCAGGGGUUUGUCAAUCUUUUCUUCAGAAUAUAACAGGCUCUAAACAUUUUAGAGCAGCUAAGUUAGGGGUUUGUUCACAAGGCUUCAACAUCUCUGUUCUUGUGAUGGCCUCCUUCUAUCGAUAGGUAAUAGGUAAAACCAGCUCUGGGUGAACUCUGCAGUCGUCAGAGCCACUGAUCAUAUCAGUGAGGGCUUAACAGAGGAAAUGUGGAGUACCAUGUUACACAUCUAGUUUUAUAUUGCACUUUCAGCACGAUUGAGGAAUGGUUACGUGUGCAAAAUCCGCCCACAUUUGAGAACAAAAGUCCCAGCCUUUGCACUUUUUAACAUACUCCAGCUCUCAUUUCAAUACAAGGAAAUAUGGCCAAUAGAUGUCAGUGUUUUAUGAUUUAUGAUCUGCUGUGUUCACACAGAUCAUAUGUUUUUAGUGAAAUUUUCAUUGCCAUGUAAUUUUCAUUUCAUGUAGUAAUCUUAAAAUGUUUGAAAAUGUAUGCCACUUUUGAAAUUUACUGGGACUUUCUAAGAAAGCAAUGCAAAUGGCUAAAAUCUAGUGAUUGCCAGCUGAUGUGUUUGUAUUUCUGAUAAAGGGCUACUGCAUUACAAAAAAUA
Molecule: messenger RNA, 13949 nt
Organism: Xyrichtys novacula (pearly razorfish)
Lineage: Eukaryota; Metazoa; Chordata; Actinopteri; Labriformes; Labridae
Source: the annotation of a GenBank genome assembly